This is a messenger RNA of Clonostachys rhizophaga, 996 nucleotides long. Lineage: Eukaryota; Fungi; Ascomycota; Sordariomycetes; Hypocreales; Bionectriaceae. The record is from the annotation of a GenBank genome assembly.
AUGUCGACUUCCGGUCAGAAACUCAAGGUUGCUGCCAUCCAGGCUGAGCCUGCAUGGAACGAUCUCGAAGGGGGUGUCACCAAGUCCAUCGCCCUCAUUGAGCAGGCUGCGGCGCAGGGAGCUCAGGUUGUCGGCUUUCCCGAGGUCUUCAUUCCCGGAUACCCAUGGAGCAUCUGGGCACAGAACCCCAUCGACAAUGGAAAAUUCAUGGAUGAAUACUUCCGCAACUCCCUAGCAAAGGAUUCGCCCGAGAUGAAGCGCAUCUGCGCCGCCGUCAGGGAGGCUGGCGUCUUUGUCGUCCUGGGCUACAGCGAGCGAUACAGGGGUACCCUCUACAUUGCUCAAUCAUUCAUCGACGAGAACGGAGUCAUUGUCCACCAUCGCCGCAAGAUCAAGCCCACCCAUGUCGAGCGGGCCUACUGGGGCGAUGGCCAGGGCGAGUCUCUCCAGAGCGUGGUGCCCAGCUCCAAGCUCCCUGAUGUCCGAGUCGGAGGUCUCAACUGCUGGGAGCAUACCCAGACUCUCCUCCGAUACUACGAGUACGAGCAAGACGUCGAUGUGCACAUUGCCAGCUGGCCACCUCUCUGGCCGACGCCUAAGAAGGACGGAAAGCCCGACCCCGCCUGGCCAAGCCACAUCACAGACGAGAUGUGCCUCCGCUUCUCUCAAAUCGUCUCGCUCGAGGGUGCCUGCUUUGUCGCAGUCGCCACGCAGGUCCUCACCAAGGAGAGCCUCAGGCGAUGCAGAGUCGACCAAUUUGAGUAUGCAACAAACCACCCCACCCAUGGCGGUGGUUUCAACCCGUGGGGAGAGGAGCUUGUGGAGCGUCUAGACCCAAGUGAGGAGGGCAUCCUCAUCGCCGAGGUUGAUCUAUCCCUGAAGCGGCUUGCCAAGCAGAAUCUGGAUGUCGUCGGUCAUUACUGCCGCCCAGACCAGCUGAGCCUGCGCGUGAACAAGUAUCCCGCCCGCGCCGUGCACUACACCAGCGAACCCUAG